UCGCGUUUAUGGCGCCUUCUCUGAUUUGAAAUUUUGAAUUCCCUCUUUCUGUUCUUUGCUUUCUCCUUCGCAACCUUUUCUUCUCCCUUGUUGCUUUUCUUUCUCAUGGCAAAAAACAAGAAGAAAUCUACAUCUUCCUUCUCUCGUGGGCAGGGAUAUCAGUUUUCAGAUCUGACUCAAAAUGCGAACUCCAUCUUUGCGGUGGAAGCUCCCCAUGCUUUUGCUGAGAAGAAUCAGUUUUCUAACUCUAUUGCGGGUGGAUCUAGUCCUCAUAAGUUUCUCAUCCAAGAUGACGAUGUAGUCGCAUGUGGUUCUGGCUCAGAAUCGCGUGAAGAAGAUGAACUAGUCUAUACUGAACCGGAAGAUGGCAUCAGGAGCGGUCCAUGCAAUGCUCAUUCUCCCACUUCAUCUCCGGCUAGAGGAAUCAACAAUGCUGGCUCUGAAGGUGCUUGUUCAAAAACUGCUGCAUCAAAUGAGUCAGGGAAGAUGGACAGUCGAACAGCUCAUAACAAGAGUUGUUCUAAGCAAGCAAAUUCUGCAAGCCUGGAACCUGUAGUGGGCACCAGUGUGCAGAAAGAUGAAAGGAAAGCUGUCAUUGCUGAGCAGCAUUUUGACCCAAUGCAAACUGAGCUAGAUGUCAUUUCUGAAGAAUGGGAAACUGUCAGGGGAAGGAAGAGCAGAGAGUCCUCUGGCAAGGAUCUUCCCGCUGAGGAUAUAUGCAGAGAACAGGGUGCUGCCGUUUCUAAUUCUUUGAAGGACAAUCUUAAGACACCUCUGGGAAGGAAAAACCGUGGUAUAGCUGGAACUGCUGAUGCCGUAACUACUAGGAUGCGCCCAGAAGGGACUUGUAUCUAAAGCAGCUGGAAGUGGUAGGGAAUCUCCUACCUCUCCAACUAUAUUAUGAUUCUUCUCAUCUGGAAUGUCAGGGGACUUAACAGUCCUCUGAAGUAACAUGAGGUUGUAUCCCUCAUGAAGAAAAACAAAAUUGAUGUUUUUGGUCUUUCAGAGACUAAACUGGUCUCUUCUAAGCUUCAGUUAAUGUACAAGCUGAGAUUGAAGCAAUGGAGAAUGUUCUCUAAUGUUGAAGCUACUAGUGUUGCAAGGAUUGUUGUGCUGUGGAAUCCUUCCACAGUCAAUGUGGAUUCAAUUGACUCCUCUCCCCAAGCUCUGCAUGUCAUUAUCCGAAACUUGGAAACUCAGUUCACCUGUGCUGCCAACUUUGUUUAUGGUUACAACUCUGUUAGGGCUCCUUCAUGCCCUUGGAUUGUAUUUGGUGUUUCUUGUUGGGAUAUUGUCAUUUAUAUGGCAGCAUGUGCAGCCUUAUUUUAGGAGGGGGUUGUCAUUGUUAAAAGCCUACAAUGGUAGUUGCACCAACCAUUGACAAAAUGGUGCAACCCAUUUACAACCACCAUUAUUGAAGAAGAGCUGGAGUUGGCAGCCAUCAUUGUUGAAGAAGAGUUGGAGCUGGUGGCACCAUUCUUGCAUAUAAAUAGGCACCAAGAUAGAGCAAUAAAGUUUGAGCAGAGGAGAGAAAGAAAGAGAGAAAAGGAGGAUUACUUCACUCAAACUCUACUCCUAUUGCUCUCACAUAUUGCUGCACUUGACAAUAGGGUUGUUGUCCUUGGCAUCCCCUCACUUUCUC
This is a messenger RNA of Populus nigra (black poplar), 1642 nucleotides long. RefSeq lists its product as uncharacterized. Bases 106 to 855 code for a protein of 249 amino acids. NCBI's taxonomy places the organism in Eukaryota, Viridiplantae, Streptophyta, Magnoliopsida, Malpighiales, Salicaceae. The transcript is spliced from 2 exons. The record is from RefSeq and is a predicted model, not a curated record.